Molecule: messenger RNA, 549 nt
Organism: Paramecium tetraurelia
Lineage: Eukaryota; Ciliophora; Oligohymenophorea; Peniculida; Parameciidae
Exons: 1
Source: RefSeq, a predicted model, not a curated record
AUGCAUUAUUAAUAUAAAAUACUUUAAACAAAGUAGAGUUUGACUUACAAGUAAUUUUAUGAAAAAAUUCUGUGGUUAUUUGUUUAAAGUUCAGAACAUGAAAAAAAAUUCAAAGACAAAAGCAUUUUGUUUGGUUGGUAUUGGAUUGCUACAAAUUUACUGUGGUGUUUUUACUUUGUAAAAUUUGAGGUUAUUUUAAGAGAAAUGGAAUAUAGGGAAUAAGUAGUUUAGAAUUAAAGAUAAGGUAAAGUGGAUGAAUAUUUAUAAAUACCCACUUACUUAGAUGUUGAGAGAUUGUGCAAAGAGAGUACUAUCAUAUUAACAAUAAUAUUAUUUAUUGGAUUUUGCUUUCCAUUUGCGUGCUUUAUUUUGGGAGUGAUAAGCGGCAAGAAAGAGAAAAAUGAGAAAAAUCAAUCAAUUUGUUUGAAAGUAAAAAUAAUGUUUGCAUUUAGCUUUAUACUUUAUUUAUCGAUAUAUAUUACUGGUGCUUAUUCUAACCAUUUAUUUAAGCUUAACUUGAAGUUUUGCUUCUUAAUAAUUAAAUUUUGA